Messenger RNA from Neopelma chrysocephalum (saffron-crested tyrant-manakin), 1884 nucleotides. It is a transcript of the gene HPRT1, whose product is annotated as hypoxanthine phosphoribosyltransferase 1. Gene Ontology annotation, molecular function: hypoxanthine phosphoribosyltransferase activity; magnesium ion binding. The transcript is spliced from 9 exons. The record is from RefSeq and is a predicted model, not a curated record. Gene Ontology annotation, biological process: purine ribonucleoside salvage; guanine salvage; hypoxanthine metabolic process. Bases 61 to 741 code for a protein of 226 amino acids. NCBI's taxonomy places the organism in Eukaryota, Metazoa, Chordata, Aves, Passeriformes, Pipridae.
GCCGCCUCUGCCGCCGCUGCUCCGAGCCGCCCGCAGCCGCCGCCGGCGGGGCCGCGCUCCAUGGCGACCCCCAGCCCCUGCAUCGUGAUUGGUGAUGAUGAACAAGGCUACGACCUGGAUUUGUUCUGCAUACCUAAACAUUAUGCAGAUGAUUUGGAAAAAGUCUAUAUUCCUCAUGGGCUCAUCAUGGACAGGACGGAGAGACUGGCACGAGAAAUUAUGAAGGGCAUGGGAGGACACCACAUUGUGGCACUCUGUGUACUGAAGGGUGGCUAUAAAUUUUUUGCUGAUUUGUUAGACUACAUCAAAGCCCUGAACAGAAACAGUGACAAAUCAAUCCCCAUGACUGUCGACUUCAUUAGGUUGAAGAGUUACUGUAAUGAUCAGUCAACUGGAGAUAUCAAAGUCAUUGGGGGAGAUGACCUCUCAACCUUGACUGGAAAGAAUGUUUUGAUUGUAGAAGAUAUAAUUGAUACUGGUAAAACAAUGAAAACGUUGCUGUCUCUACUUAAGCAGUACAAUCCAAAGAUGGUGAAAGUAGCCAGUUGUACAUUGGUUUUAUUUGACAGUUUGUUGGUAAAAAGAACUCCUCGAAGUGUUGGAUAUCGACCAGACUUUGUUGGAUUUGAAGUGCCAGACAAGUUUGUUGUGGGAUACGCCCUAGAUUACAAUGAAUACUUUAGAGAUUUGAACCAUAUCUGUGUGAUCAGCGAGACAGGGAAGCAGAAGUACAAAGCAUGAAAGCAGAGUUCAAGUGCUGUGACAACAAAGCUUUGAAAUGUUUUGUUUACUGAGUCCUAUCUUUCACAGGCUUCAGCUCUGGUACACCAGCUACACUUGUAGAAUGCCCCAGCCCCAUUGCUAUAUGCUUACUAUAAUUUAUUGCAUGUACAAUAUAAGAGCUCGUCUUGUUCAUUUAUAUUUUAGAAAUGUAAACAACUAGUGCAGUUCUGCACUCCUUAUUUUGAUUUGCACUAUGACUCUACCGACUAUCGCUGCCCCUGGUUGGGUUGUGCUGUUUGUGAGCUCCAGAGUCUAACUCUUGCAGUGGUAAAUUGCUUAAACCUCAUCAACCCAGAACUGAAAUAGUUCAAGUACUGUAAAUGUAAAACAUUUUAUGAUAGGGAAGUCUAUUAGUAAUAUUUUUAAAAUCUGUAAUUUAAGUUUUAUAUUUUAAUGCACAGAUGUGAUUGUGAUUAAUGGAUAGUUGCACCUUUGGGUGUUAUAAAGCAUGAGGAACAGCCAGUUACAGUAUCUGUAAUCUCCAAGGAGCUCAUUCAGAUCUCCAGGAGUUGCCUUAUUGCUGUAAAGGAAGUCUGCGUGGAAAAAAUGUCUUUUUCCUUUUUUUCUUUUUUUUUUAAGAUGGAAUGACAAAACAGAAUGUUUAAAAUCUAGUUUUAGUUGAGCUGCCUAUUUCUGUUAGAUUUUUUUUUCUUUAAAAAUAUCCAUCAGUCUGUGGAAUUGCCUUUUAAAUUUAAACAAUUUUAAUAUAUUUGUGGAAAAAAAGUAUUGUAAUGUUUACUUUACAAGAUCUACAAAGCAAAGUUCUUUAAAUAAAGGCUGUCUCUUUAAAAUAAGCCCCACACAUCUAUCCCACUCAUUCUGUAUAUUAAAGUGCUCUUGAAAUUUCCUUCUCAGUAAUAUUGCCCAUAAGUGUUUGUGACAGUGGAGGCAGACUCUACAUUUGUUACCUUUGUAGAGCUUCUGGUUAACAUAAUCCUGUCUAUGACAGAGAUGAUAAAGUGCUGAGGGAAGAUAUUGAAACAGUUUUAUAUUUUCUAACCAAACUAGAUUUCAGAGAAUAUGGUUUAAGCACCGAUCUUUGUUCUGUCUUGGCAAAAAUGAAGAGUAGAGGUUCCAUGUUCAUUAAAUAUAUCCACGUGG